This is a messenger RNA of Triticum urartu, 1268 nucleotides long. The record is from RefSeq and is a predicted model, not a curated record. NCBI's taxonomy places the organism in Eukaryota, Viridiplantae, Streptophyta, Magnoliopsida, Poales, Poaceae.
CCUCCUUCUGCACCCCCUGCCUUAGCCUUUGAAGCAACCACUUCACAAGCAGACGGGAGAGAGACCAAGGGGCCGGCCGGAGACGCGCAAAGCCAUAGCUCGGUUCCUGUUUGCAUCGAUCGUUGCGGUUGCGGAGAUGGGUCGCGGGAAGAUCGAGAUCAAGCGGAUCGAGAACGCCACGAACCGGCAGGUGACCUUCUCCAAGCGCCGGGGCGGGCUGCUCAAGAAGGCCAACGAGCUCGCCGUGCUCUGCGACGCGCGCGUCGGCGUCGUCAUCUUCUCCAGCACCGGCAGGAUGUUCGAGUACUCCAGCCCCGCCUCCAGCUUGAGGGAUCUCAUUGAGCAGUACCAGAACGCCACCAACAGUCAGUUCGAGGAGAUUAACCACGAUCAGCAAAUAUUUGUGGAGAUGACACGGAUGAGGAACGAGAUGGAGAAGCUGGAUGGCGCCAUCCGGAGGUACACGGGCGACGACCUCUCCUCCCUCUCCCUCGCCGACGUCAACGACAUCGAGCAGCAGCUCGAGUUCUCCGUCGCCAAAGUCCGUGCAAGAAAGCAUCAGCUCCUGAACCAGCAGCUCGACAACUUACGUCGCAAGGAGCAUAUCUUGGAAGAUCAGAACAGUUUUCUGUGCCGCAUGAUCAGCGAGAACCAGCAUGGUGGUGACGGGAAGAUGGCGGUGAUGCCGCCGGUGCUGUCGAUGCUGACGCCGGCCUUCCCGGCGACGCCGUACUACACGGGCGAGGAGUCGUCGAGCACCGCGCUGCAGUUGACGUCCCCGCAGCUUCAGCUCCACGCCGCCGAAGCCGCCGGGUUCCGGCUGCAGCCGACGCAGCCCAACCUGCAGGACCCGGCGUGCAGCAGCCUCCACGCCGGCCACGGCCUCCACCUCUGAGAUUUGAUAAUCACGCGGCGCCGGUGAUGGAUUGGUUGAUUCAUGAGCUCUCUGGAUUCAUGGAUUAUUUUAGGAAGAAGAAGAUCACGGUGGAUGGAAGAUUGACCCUUAUGAUGCAUGCAUGAGGACGACUAUUUAAUUUGGGAGCUAUAUGUAUGUAAGAUAAGAUUCCAAUUGUGUGUCGUGUGUCUUAGGCUGUUCUUUCAUCAUGUUGCGUACUUAUAAGCUAGCUAUAUACAAUUGCCUGGUCAAAUGUUGGUACGUACGUAGAAAUUAAAUAGGUGUGCACGCAUGGGGAUCGAGGACGAUGCAUACAUGUAAUAAUAAUAAGUUCAGAGUGAAUUCCACUUUUUAUAUAUCUCCCAUUUGUAAA